UCCUUCGUCUUCUUCCGAGAAAAGCUCAAAACCUAUUUAAUGUUCACAACCAGAGAGCUCGUAUCUCUCUCCAAUGGCGCUCUAUCCAUCCCUACAGCUCAUUCGAUUCCCUCCUCAAGCACUCCCCUCGUCCUCUCGCCACCUUCUCAUUUCUGACCUCGGCUCCGUAUCGCGCUUCUUCCGAUCUCCAUGGCUUUCCUCUUUGCCUCCGUCGCAGAAGUGCAGGAUGAUUUUAUCUUCCAGAACCAAGUGUUUCUCCAUGUCCACUGAGGAGGAUCAGUGGAGUGAAUCGGAAGCGUUGAUGUCCGAUGUUGACGAAAGGGGAGAUCGUGAGGAUGAUAUUGGUGUUCAGCAAGAGAGCUCUGUGGUCUCUGCUGCUUCUGGGCAGAGGAUUUCUUCCUCGUCGCCGAGUGAUUAUCUGUCGCUUGCGAUUCGUGAGUCGGUUUAUGAGGUAUUAGAGGUUAAAGCCAAUGGUGCCGUAUCUACUAGGAAGAUAAACAGACGCCAGCUGUUGAAGUCAAGUGGGCUUCGUCCACGUGAUGUCCGGAGUGUUGAUCCAUCUUUAUUUUUGACAAACUCAAUGCCUACAUUACUGGUCCGUGAAAAUGCUAUUUUACUUAAUCUGGGAUCGCUGCGAGCAAUAGCUAUGCCGGACUGUGUCCUCAUAUUCGAUUAUAACCGUCCAGGAGGACAGGCUUUUAUUGAAUCAUUGUUGCCACGAUUGAACCCAAAAAGCAUGAAUGGAGUGCCAGCAAUGCCAUUUGAACUUGAGGUUGUUGAAGCUGCAUUGCUUUCACGAACACAGCGUUUGGAGCAGCGACUAAUGAAAGUAGAACCUCGUGUUCAAGCUCUACUUGAGGUAUUGCCCAACAAAUUAACUGCAGAUGUGUUGGAACAACUUCGCAUCAGCAAGCAGACUUUGGUAGAAUUAGGUUCCAGGGCAGGGGCUCUCAGACAAAUGCUUCUUGAUCUUCUGGAGGACCCGCAAGAAAUACGACGCAUCUGUAUUAUGGGAAGAAAUUGCACGAUUAAUAAAGGAAAUGAUGAUGUGGAGUGCUCUCUUCCUUUGGAUAAGGAGAUUGCUGAUGACGAGGAAGAAGAAAUAGAAAUGCUGUUGGAAAAUUAUCUCCAGAGAUGCGAAUCUUGUCAUGGUCAGGCGGAAAGGCUUCUGGAUUCAGCAAAAGAAAUGGAAGAUUCUAUUGCCGUCAAUUUGAGCUCGCGGCGACUAGAGGUUAGCAGAGUAGAAUUGCUUCUCCAAGUUGGGACAUUUUGUGUGGCUGUUGGCGCUCUGGUUGCAGGAAUAUUUGGCAUGAACUUACGAUCAUACCUUGAAGAACACGUGUUUGCCUUCUGGUUAACAACAGCUGGGAUAAUUGUUGGCGCUGUUGUGGCAUUCUUUCUCAUGUAUUCGUAUCUCAGAGAUAGGAGAAUCCUGUAGCUAAAUACUUCUUCAGGUUAUUCAACAUUCAAUAUUGGAGGGGCUGUUAUAUCCCACUGAUGGGGAAGCAAAUUGUUAAGGGUAUGGCUAUAUAUCCAUUAUGUGUAUCAUAUGAAUAUUCAUUUUUCUCAUAUAAUAUGAUAUGGUGGAAGCUGCAUUUAUUAGGCUAUAGCCCAAUAUUGGUACCAUCCCCAUACUGCUUCAGUUUGGUUUAUGAAACAAAAGGAAGUAUGCUCGGUUAGCCUGGUUUCUCUUAAAUCGACUCUUAAGAUGGUAAUUAAUGUCUUAUUUACUGAGGUAUGCUCAUUUCAAUUAGCCUUCAACAUUCAUUUAUUGUCUUGAAAUGAUAAAACUAAUCAACAUUUGAGAAUCUUUAAUAUCUAUAUUUUUAAAUUUGUUUAAUGUAUUAGAUUGAAA
This is a messenger RNA of Cucurbita maxima (winter squash), 1855 nucleotides long. Its product is annotated as magnesium transporter MRS2-11, chloroplastic-like. The transcript has 14 exons. Gene Ontology annotation, molecular function: magnesium ion transmembrane transporter activity. Gene Ontology annotation, biological process: magnesium ion transport. The coding region runs from base 74 to 1438 and encodes 454 amino acids. The record is from RefSeq and is a predicted model, not a curated record. Lineage: Eukaryota; Viridiplantae; Streptophyta; Magnoliopsida; Cucurbitales; Cucurbitaceae.